Molecule: messenger RNA, 1206 nt
Organism: Aspergillus versicolor CBS 583.65
Lineage: Eukaryota; Fungi; Ascomycota; Eurotiomycetes; Eurotiales; Aspergillaceae
Product: Zn(II)2Cys6 transcription factor
Exons: 3
Coding region: 1-1206 (401 amino acids)
Biological process (GO): regulation of transcription by RNA polymerase II
Molecular function (GO): DNA-binding transcription activator activity, RNA polymerase II-specific; zinc ion binding
Source: RefSeq, a predicted model, not a curated record
AUGGCCACGCGGAGGUCGCAUAAAAAGUCCCGCAAUGGGUGUGAGCAGUGUAAGCGCCGGAGAGUCAAAUGCGACGAGGAUAAUCCAUGCAAGAAUUGCAGCCGGCGGGGGAUGGAGUGCACCUUUGACAGUCGGGGCAGCCUCACCCCUCCAGACCGACCGAAUGAGACGGGGAUCCUGGUCGAUCUCCGGGAUCGCAUGCUGGCAUCUGAGCAACCCGGUGAAGCCGCGGAUCCCUUCCGUGUCUUCAAUGAAAGGAUAGAGAGAGGAGCAUUCUUUCCGCAGGAAUGGACAGGCCAGGACUUUGAACUGAUGCAUCACUACACCAUGUACACCUGCAAAACUAUCGCCAGGCGGCCGGACAUCCAGGAAACCUGGCAGGAGGCUAUUCCCAAGAUUGCCUAUUCUUACGAGUUUCUGAUGCAUGGCAUCCUGGCCUUCUCGGCCCUCCAUCUAGCCCACCUCAAGCCAGAGCGCCAUAGCUACUAUCUCGCUAGCUCUGGAUUCCACAUGACCCUCGGCCUGCGGUCCUUCCGGAGGAUUCUCCUCUCGCCCACUAAUGACAAUUGCUGCGCGCUGUUCGCCUUUUGCAGCUUUAUCAUGGUCUAUAUCUCGGCUUCUCCUACAGAGCCUGCCGAGCCUGACUUGGGCGAUGGACUGGACUCGAUUAUCGAGCUCCUCGGGCUGUGUCGAGGCACCUUGGUCCUUGCUCCGUAUCUCGAGCGCAUUCAAACAACUCCCCUCAAACCGCUUUUCCUCUCGGAGUUUUAUGCUGACGUAUCAAGUCCAACCGGGUCCGGCUACCAAUUUGAUGGAUUAGAAGAACAUCUCGCCCACCUCCACCAGCUCAUCCAGUCUAAUAUCUCCGACUCCAUAUCAGCGGAGUCCUACCUUAGAGCUCUUGACCGUCUUAAGGCGUCCUUUGAGACUAUCCGCUGCUUCGAAUUGCCCCUUGAGAUCGGGCUGCUUUAUAUCUGGCCGCUCUCUAUAGACGAGCCCUUCUUCAAUGAACUCAAGCAACGACAUCCUGUUGCACUCGUGUUUCUCGCAACUUACUCUGUCCAGCUUCAUGCAUUCUCCGAUUACUGGUUUGUCGGUCAACAGGGGUUUGCCUGGCUAUCGAGGAUUUCAGCUGUCCUACCCGGUGAGUUUCACGAAUUUCUUACGUGGCCGAGGUUGUACAGCUCUCAGGAUCCGAUUCCCUAG